UUCCAUGCACCACAAACUGAGAGGAUGAAGCAUGAGAUCAUGAAACAGUUGACUGGCAAGAAUGAAGAUAGAGUUGUUCGUGUCGUGUUUGCUACAAUCGCCAUUGGAAUUGGGGUGAACAUUCAUGACAUAAUGUACCAAGGACCAUCGAAGUCUACUACCAAGAAAUUGGCAGAGCUGGACGAGAUGGCAAGCCUGCAGAUGCCACAUUAUAUUUUAAUGGUCAUGGCAUUGCAACAAACAAACCCGGCAUGA
Messenger RNA from Paramuricea clavata, 255 nucleotides. The record is from the annotation of a GenBank genome assembly. NCBI's taxonomy places the organism in Eukaryota, Metazoa, Cnidaria, Anthozoa, Malacalcyonacea, Plexauridae.